This is a messenger RNA of Acanthopagrus latus (yellowfin seabream), 1087 nucleotides long. RefSeq names its product NPC intracellular cholesterol transporter 2-like. Gene Ontology annotation, molecular function: cholesterol binding. Gene Ontology annotation, biological process: intracellular cholesterol transport; cholesterol efflux. The record is from RefSeq and is a predicted model, not a curated record. The transcript has 5 exons. Bases 186 to 635 code for a protein of 149 amino acids. NCBI's taxonomy places the organism in Eukaryota, Metazoa, Chordata, Actinopteri, Spariformes, Sparidae.
CCUGACGCCGAGGGAGUUUCCUGAUAGGCUGAACUCCGGGAUUAAAAAACAAAACUUCUGCCGAUAAAUAGGCGUUACAAGGAUCUCGUGAUAGCACGAAAUAAAAGGUCCGAGGCAGUUAUCGGUGUAGCUCCGCGAGCCGACGAAAGCACACGAGAAGGGUCACAAAACACACCCAAACAAACAUGGAUGUCCGGACUGGCUUAAUCGUUGUGUUCUGCUUGAUUGGACUCACCUGUGCCAAUCCGGUGAAAUUCUUUGACUGCGGCUCAACUUCUGGCAAAGUGUCCAUGGUGGACAUUGACCCAUGUGCCAGUCAGCCAUGCCAGCUGCACAAAGGACAGUCCUAUAGUGUCAAUGUGACAUUUAAUAGUGCUGUGGCGAGCCAGACGAGCAAGGCUUUGGUUCACGGCAUUAUUGCUGGAGUUCCCAUCCCCUUCCCUAUUCCCAAGGAUGAUGGCUGCCAAUCUGGAAUCCAGUGUCCCAUCCAGAAGCAGCAGAGCUAUCACUAUUUGAACUCCCUUCCUGUAAAGACUGAGUAUCCAGCUAUAAAGCUGACUGUGGAGUGGGAACUGAGAGACGAUGAAAACAAAGACUUGUUCUGCAUCAAGUUUCCAGUUCAGAUUGUGAGCUAAACUAGCAACAUUACCUCAGACUUGCAAGUGUUCUUUUUGUUUUGUGUUUUUUAAAAGGGACUCAACUUUGAGUAAAAAUCUAAGGAAUGGAAAUGACUUUAAUCAAGAUCUCAUUUUAAUAAUUCACCCAAAUUAUUUUUAAGAUGUACGUCUUUCAAUAGCUUGCAAGACUUUGCGCACACCUUAAAUUCUACUGAUAUUUGCUGCGAUCUUCCUAACAGUUUUGGGAGUUGUGGCAUGGUUUGUGUGAAUUACUGGAAUACAUUCCCCUACAGUGCAAAUGUCUUGUCUGACUUACUGGCUGCUGUGUAGUCAGAAAAUUACAUACAGUGUUUUUUGUUUUUUUUUUGCGUAAAAUUUUGUAAUAUUUCUUACUGACUGUGCACUACUGUAAGACAUACAGGCUUGAAUAUGAAAAUGAAAUUCUAAUAAAAUAAAUCUAUGUACCCACA